Impatiens glandulifera is the source of this 986-nucleotide messenger RNA. Its product is annotated as acidic endochitinase-like. Gene Ontology annotation, cellular component: extracellular region. Gene Ontology annotation, biological process: carbohydrate metabolic process. Gene Ontology annotation, molecular function: chitinase activity. Bases 9 to 923 code for a protein of 304 amino acids. The record is from RefSeq and is a predicted model, not a curated record. NCBI's taxonomy places the organism in Eukaryota, Viridiplantae, Streptophyta, Magnoliopsida, Ericales, Balsaminaceae. The transcript has a single exon.
CUCAUUUUAUGGAUAUGACUACGAAGAGUUCAAUACUUCUCCUUGUUCUUUCAUCAUUUCUAAUGCACCUCUCAAGUUCUAAGGCCGGUCAAAUCGCUAUAUAUUGGGGUCAGAAUGGAAACGAGGGCACGUUAGCUCAAACAUGUGCCACAGGGAAAUACGAUAUCGUAAACCUAGCUUUCCUAGCCACGUUUGGGGAUGGGCGACAACCAAUGGUUAACUUAGCCGGCCAUUGCGAUCCCUAUACAAACGACCCCUACAGCAACCCGUGCAGUAAUUUGAGCUCGAAUAUAACCUCUUGCCAGUCGAAAGGAGUCAAGGUUAUACUUUCUAUUGGAGGAGGUGCCGGAGCCUAUUCGCUAGGCUCAGCGACGGAUGCAGCACAAGUUGCUACUUAUUUAUGGGACAACUUUUUUGGUGGGAAGUCGACUACUCGUCCUCUCGGGGAAGCAAUUCUCGACGGAAUUGACUUCGACAUAGAGCAAGGAAAUGGCCAAUAUUGGGAUGUGUUGGCGAAAACCCUAGCCGGAUAUAGCAGAAAGGGGAAGAAAAUAUACCUAACCGCAGCUCCUCAGUGUCCAUUCCCUGAUGCUUGGAUUGGGGGAGCCCUUAAAACCGGCCUAUUCGACUAUGUUUGGGUUCAAUUCUAUAACAAUCCUCCUUGCCAAUACAUUUCGGGGAAUUUGACUAAUCUCCAAGAAUCGUGGAAGGUAUGGACUUCAAUUGUUCCCGCAAAGAAGAUUUUCUUGGGUCUUCCAGCUGCAUCUGAUGCAGCCGGGAGUGGUUUCAUCCCAGCCACAGAUCUAAUGUCAAAAGUGCUUCCGGCCAUAAAAGGCUCAAACAAGUACGGAGGUGUGAUGUUGUGGUCUAAGUAUUACGAUGAUCAAAGUGGAUACAGUUCUUCGAUCAAAAGCCAUGUCUAGCGAACAUAGCAUUAAACCUUUGCCUAAAAAGCGAGUACACGAUUUAUCAUCUACAUGUGUGUG